Syngnathus typhle (broad-nosed pipefish) is the source of this 3844-nucleotide messenger RNA. RefSeq names its product LON peptidase N-terminal domain and ring finger 2 (gene lonrf2). The transcript is spliced from 11 exons. Lineage: Eukaryota; Metazoa; Chordata; Actinopteri; Syngnathiformes; Syngnathidae. The record is from RefSeq and is a predicted model, not a curated record. The coding region runs from base 618 to 2894 and encodes 758 amino acids. Gene Ontology annotation, molecular function: protein binding.
AUGGCAAAUUGCUGCGGGGAGCAAACUAGCAGUGAGCGGCUUCUCGUCUGGGUCGACGUCGAAAGCAGUCUGGGCUGGGCUAACUUAUUUAUGGGCAGAAAAACAGCGACUUUUGUUUAAUUUUGCUUUUCCAAUUGAGGAGGACGUCUUGAUAACUUUCGAGUCGCGUUGUCGUUCGAGACUUGGGAUUUGUUAGUGGACGUCGCGUGCGAGUUGGAUCGGAGCUGCUCGGUUGACAUUUGCUCGCUGUUAGCAUGUUGCUAAGAUGGUUGUAUUAACAACAACCGGGGUGACAUUUAAAUGUCAAUAUUUUUAACGGUACCCCACUAUACGUUAUUUUCAAACUUGACUUGUGGUUUUUUUUUUCCCUGACGCUGCUGCGUUCGGUGGAUAUUAUUUUAAGCUUCUUAUUCGCUAAACCUCCCCCGGCUUCUUUUACGCGUUGAAAAAAUGGGGACGUAAGAAUUUGCUGUGUUGAAUCCAAAUUCACUUCCAAUGGCAAGUACACGACCGUAUUCGGGUGUUUGGUCGUGAAGAUGCGAUCAGUCUUAUAAGGCGUAGUUUUUUUUUUAAUUAAUUGAAAAUAGGUAAAUAGUCUUUAUUUUUUUAUAUUAAUCAUGGAGAUCGAGAUGCCGCUGCACCCCCUCACCCACCCGUCCGCCCUGGGCAUCUGCCCCGAGAUGCUGGAAGUGGCCGGGGAGGCCAUACGCGCCGGAGAUUUCAACUUGGCCGCCGAGAUCUACAGCUCGCAGCUGGCCGAUCUCCAACAACCCGACCGGGGCUUGUGCCUACGCAAGGCCGAUUCGUUGGUGCGCGCCGGGCGAAUUUCCGAAGCGCUGGACUCGUACUGCGUGGCGGCCAGCUUGGAAAAGCUGCGGCCGGAGGAGCUGCCACUUCUGGUGGAGAGCAUUGCUCGGAGCCUCCGAGAGAAGGAACCGGGCCUCCGGAGCCCUGCUGGCAGGGAUGAGGACGAAGACGGCGAUGGGGGAAGCGUCGAGGACGACCCACUGGACUUGUUCUCGUGCGGUUUGUGCCGAUGCCUGCUCCACGAACCUUCCACAGUGGAGUGCGGACACACCUUCUGCAGGCGCUGCCUGGAGCCCGACUCCGUGACGGACUGUAUGCUCUGCAAGCGAGCCCUGGCCCGCAAGGACGGCCUGCCGAACGGCCGCCGGCUGGACGUGGUGCUCGGCGGCCUGCUUGAGAAACUCUUCGCCACCGAGAGCCGAGCACGCGGGCUGUGGAUCGACGGCGAGGUGCUCUGGCAAAACCGGAACCUGACGGAGGCCCUGCAGAAAUACGACGAGGCGCUGGCAUUGGCGCCAUCUUCAGGCCGCCUACUGUGCCAGCGGGCUGAACUGCACCUGGAGAUGAACAACGCCAGUCAGGCGGUGCAGGACGCCAGCAGCUUGUGCCGGAUCAAACCUCUCUGGCCAAAGGCUCACUACCUGAAGGCCACCGCACUCAGCAAUGCGUCGCGCAACGACGAGGCCCUGCAGGAGUACUUCCUGUGUGUGGCGCUCAAACCCAAAUGGACCAAAGUCAGACUGGAGGCUCAGAAGAUCCUGGCUGAGCUUUUCUCCUCCGUGUUUGAGAAGCAAGAUAUGCCCACGCCCCUGCACCCCCUCCAAGGUGGGGUGGCCUCACGCCCCAUCAAGCCCCCCGCACUGCUCAGAACCCUCAGGCCCCUUGCACAGAAGCCCACUUCAUCAUCAAAGGACUCGAGUGCGACAAAAAGCACCUUGCCGGACGAGUCGUCUUCCAGACCGUGGGAGUCGAGCGCAGCGCCGGCCGCCGAUGGCAGCGGCACCAGCAGCAAGAGCCUGGCUGACAUCCUGGCCUCCGUACCGACGCCAACCGCUGGCCUUAAGAGGAAGCCUAGUGACGACGGGUUCUUCAGCCCUCCCUCCAAGCUGCUCAAGCGUGGCGACUCCAGCGAUGUCGAGCCGGCGCCGGUAUGCGGGGGCAGAGUGGUUCCCACCCACUUGUUGGACAGCGGCGACAUGGAGUGUUCACUCUGUAUGAGGCUGUUCUACGAGCCGGUGGCCACGCCCUGCGGACACACCUUCUGCCUCAAGUGUUUGGAGCGCUGCCUGGACCACAACCCCAACUGCCCUUUGUGCAAAGAGAACCUAUCUGAGUUUUUGUCCACACGAGGCUACAACAAGACGCUGCUGAUGGAGGAGGUGCUGCAGCGCUACCUGGCCAGCGAGUUAGCGGAGAGGAAGAAGAUCCACGAGGAGGAGAUGAAGGAGCUCUCCAACCUGAACCAGGAAGUGCCCAUCUUCGUGUGCACCAUGGCCUUCCCCACCAUCCCGUGUCCGCUGCACGUGUUUGAGCCGCGCUACCGCCUGAUGAUCCGCCGCUCCAUGGAGACGGGCACCAAGCAGUUUGGCAUGUGCAUCGCCGACGAGCUCAAAGGCUUCGCCGACUACGGAUGCAUGCUGGAGGUCCAAGAUGUGAAGUUUUUCCCCGACGGACGCUCGGUGGUGGAGACCAUCGGGGUGUCUCGCUUCAAAGUCUUAAGUCACGGCCAGAGAGACGGCUACCACACUGCCAAGAUUGAGUACCUUGAAGACAAAAAGGUGGAAGGUGAAGAGCUGGGCGAACUGCUGAAGUUGCACGACGCCGUCUACGAGCUGGCCAACAGCUGGUUCACGUCGCUCAAAGACGACAUGAAAACGCAGAUCGUCAGUCACUUUGGACACCUGCCCGGCAAAGUCCCGGACCCCCAGUCCAACGGCAGCGGCCCGGCGUGGUGCUGGUGGCUCCUGGCCGUGCUUCCGCUGGAGAACCGGGCCCAGCUCACCAUCCUGUCCAUGAGCGUCUUGAAGGACCGGCUGCUGGCCAUCCGAAAGGUCCUCAUCUUCGUCAUGCGCAAGAGGCCGCGGUGAGGACGGGCGGCCGCAACGGAGCCUCCGCAAUAUUUGUGGACAACCCAGUCAAUCGAGUCACUUUUUUUUUUUUUUUUUUUAAUGUCAUUUGCGCGUUAUUGUCGUCCAAAUCCCGUUUGCCAAUGUGCCGCCACCGCCGCAGCUUCUUCCGUUUCAUGCUGUAACUACACGCCAUCUAAAUAUUCUUUUCAGUUCCAAAUAGUCCUUACGUGGCUUUGUCUUCUGCUACUAUUCCUUGCCACUGCCCGUUAAGGUGUAACUUAAGUCCAUUUACUGAAUAACUCUAUCGCUCUGUAAGAUAAGCACUCUUUUAUUGCAACUGUACAGACAAAAAGAAAAAAACCUCGGAAUGUACAUAAUCGUCCUUGCUUGGCACAUCACAUAUCAGCGCUAGCUCUUGUUUUUCUCCUACGGCGGCGGUGGCGGCGGGUAAUGCGUUUUGGCGCCCCCUUCCUCUCUUUUCUGGUGUUGCAGUUCUACUGUCGACGCUUGAAUGUGAGUUGUCAGUGUUCAUGUAACACGGAGGCCUUUUUCGACAUCUUUGCGUGUGCGCGGUACAUUUACACACUGAGCGCGUGCGGCUGAAGCGUUUGCGAAAGACUUCCUGAAUGUGUUGGUAGCAGCAUUUAUUCAUUAUUAUUUUGGAAACUCGACAACACUUAAAAACUUUUUGCACUCGCUUGCUGUUUGAUUGAUGCCUGGAAAUAAAAAUGGUUGGUUAUUUGAAGCUAAAAAAAAGUAGAAGCCAGUGUGGUUUUAAAUGACUAGAGAGAAUGUUCUGGUGAGAAAGGCUAAAUGUACCGUAGAUGUGCUUUUUCUUCUUCUGUCCUUCCAAAUGUUUGUGAUCUCUUUCAUGGGCGAGAUUCUCAACAUGCUGCAUUACUCUGCAAUUAUUUGUAAAGGGAGAUCUUGUACUUAUUUUUUAUUGCAAAUAAAUGAAACCAAAUCAA